AUGAAAGAUAAUCGAUUACUAUAUCCAAAAACCAAAAUAGAUUGGGGUCCAGGAGAAAAUCAUAUAUGUUUGAAAACACCAUUUAAGAAUUUCUAUGUUAUUGAAUUAUUUCAUCAAGCUCCUACCUUUGAUAAAACAAUCCCUUUAUUUAUUUCCGACAUUAAUAAUUCACCUAACUUAUAUGGAAUCUACAAUUAUAUAGCAGAUCAUUUACGUCAUGUUGUUCUUGUUAAUAACUAUCCGGUUAAUCAAAUCAAUAUAUUUGGGAAAAUCGUGUAUGAACAAUAUAAGGAAAAGGAAUUCAAUGGAGUUGAAGAAUCAUAUGUUAUUCUUGUAAUAUCCGAUUUCAUUGGAAUAGAUUCUAAAAUUAGAGUUAGGUUAUCCCAAGAACAAUUUAAAGAAGUUGGACUUACGUUAGAUAAGAAGAAUUAUGGUAAAAUUGUGGAACUUGAAGGUGAAAUUUACAAUUGGUAUGAUUCUAUUAAUGUGAGUAAGAAACCAGAUCGUGAACUUAAAGUUAGUAAAAUAACGGUAUUGUCUCAUAGACCAGACGGAUUGCAUUUUGAAUUUGAACAAUGGAAGAAAAGAAUGGAAUUUCGAAAGAAUAAUUUGGUAGAACCAUGGGUGUUUAUUCCAACCCCACAACGUGAAAACAGAAUUAUUGAUUAUAAAUUUACAGAGGAUGAUACAAAGAAGAAGCAACAACAACGGGAUUUAGAUUUGGGAGUUUAUUCACUUAAAGAAAUUGAUAAUGUACCCGUUGAAGAAGACAGUUUGCUUGUACAUGCCAUACAUAAAUCGGAUUCAAGAAUUAAACAGGAUCUUCCUAGUCCAUCAUCCAAUAAAUUAUCGUUGGUUAAAUCAGUGGAUAGAAUUCAUACUCAACGUUAUAUAAAACCCACUGAUCUGGAAGACACUCCAUUGAAAGUUGUCACUGAUUUCCAAUUAACUACUGAAAUAAUCAAAUUUAUAAUUAAAAAAGGUUUCGUCAAGGUGAAAUUAUUAGAUAUUUAUCGAGAUCCACGAAUAUCGGAACUACUCACGAAUUAUACCAACUUACAGUUAGUAACGUUAGAAGCAAUACCAAAGUUUAAGAACUUAUCAUUCAAGGACUAUAAGUUAAUUAUAUUUCACAGACAAAGACACAAACUACAGAAAAAUCUUCAAUUAAUUACAAUAAGUAAAACUCAACUGGUUCGACUGGUUUGUUUGAAAAACUUGUAUUCAAGUGUUUUAAAAAUUCUUAAAUCAUUAAAAAAUUCCAAAACCACUUCUCCCUUUAAUGUUAUGGAUUAUUUGGACAUGUUAAAAAAUAAGAAAUUACUAUUAGGAGAUAUUAAUUAUAAAUUAAUGAACUAUAUAAUUGAGUAUAUACUUGAAAAUGUUUUAUUUGAUGAUGAUAAUUGGCAUUAUGACACCAAUUCAAUAUCUUGGUCUUAUAUAGCACCUGGUUAA
Candida tropicalis MYA-3404 is the source of this 1455-nucleotide messenger RNA. RefSeq names its product Stn1p (gene STN1). The record is from RefSeq and is a predicted model, not a curated record. The transcript has a single exon. NCBI's taxonomy places the organism in Eukaryota, Fungi, Ascomycota, Pichiomycetes, Serinales, Debaryomycetaceae. The coding region runs from base 1 to 1455 and encodes 484 amino acids.